UGACAUCACUAUUAUGCGCUUCGUUUCGUUCGCAUUUCAGCGAGUCGUAUAAUUUUUCUGUUUUUGUGUUUUCAAUGUAAUUUUAAAUAGUAAAAUGAUUUUAUUACCGUCUAUAAGUUUUCUUUACUGAAUUUGACAAGUUUUGAGUCCAUCGCAGGGUCUUGCGAUGGACGUACAGGACGAUACAGUUUUGGACGUUGAUUUGUUAGCUGACGAUGGAUCCGAAGAAGAAGGCGAAGCCCCGCCGUCGUCAGAGUUCUACCCAGGACCUGGAUCAACACCGACGUCAUGCGCCUCAUCUCCUCGGGGGGAGGAGCCUGCCUCUCCUCACGGUGGGGUGUCGCAGCCUGCCUUCUUCCACCAUCAGACAUACACUCGGCCGUUCUUCACAUCAGGCCGUAGGGGGCCAGGACGUCCUAGGAAGGAAGGUCCUAAGCUGGUACGAGAAGGCAAGAUAGUCAGAAGAUAUAGAGGGGGGAAUGCAGGUUCUCUUAGGGGAGCCAAGCGGCACCGCGGGAGUCGCGACGACUCCCUUGAAGACAUGAUGGAUGACGAUGACUUCUCUAUUCCACCCCUGCCUGAAGAACCACCAUAUAUGCCUGAAAAAUGGCCAGGGAAGGUGUGUGCUUUAUGCAACUUAAGCGAACGCAGUCAGCUAGGACAAGGCGAGAUGCGGCAGGUUUCAUGCAAACUCGGGGAAGGAGACGGCAGCACCACUCCUGUUAUAUCGAACUCCGGCGGCGCGACUCCUACCAAUGCUACUACACCAUCGAGCACUCCUAGCACCCCUGUGACUCCUGGACUUGUAUCCCCGCCGCCUGAACUUGUGGACCCCAAUCAACAUCCUCUUGCGUUGCCUCUCAGUAGGCGCCAGAAAGCAUUCAAUAAGUGCAAGACUCCUCUAUACAAUAUGGAACAUACGGAUGAGUUAUCCAUCAUUGGGUUCCCAGAGAUCUUGGAAUUAGCAGGGGUUGUGUCAUCAGGGGCGCUGUAUGUCCAUCGGUGUUGUCUUGAGUUCAGCCCGCCCUUCCAAGAUCAAGUGUUUGCAGCCGCGAAUUCUGAUGAAGAUAAAGAGCAGUUGGAAGAGGCGAGGGUCAAGGGGAUCGUGACCGCCGCUCUGUCGAGGAAAUGUGCCUUUUGUAGCAGACAUGGUGCAAGCAUACCUUGUAAAAUGAGUUGCAGUAAAUAUUUUCACCUCCCAUGUGUACUUGCGUCUGGGGGUUUCAUGGAUUUCCAGAUCAAGUCUUCCUUUUGCAAGGACCAUCUUUAUCAAGUGCCUCUUAUUUGUACCGCAGACAUAGACUGUAGGACGUGUAGAACUAUCGGCGACAUAGCUAACUUGAUGACGUGCGUCACUUGCGGCGCGCAUUACCACGGCACGUGUGUGGGACUCGCCCAGUUGCCGGGAGUUCGUUCCGGCUGGUCAUGUCGCGGCUGCCGCGUGUGCCAGGUGUGCCGCGGCGAGGCCAGCACGGCCGACGCGAGGGCUGUCACCUGUGAACAUUGCGAUAAGUUGUACCAUGCGACUUGUCUGCGGCCUGUUAUGGCUACCGUGCCUAAGUAUGGAUGGAAGUGUAAGUGCUGCCGCGUGUGCUCGGACUGCGGGUCGCGGUCGCCGGGCGCGGGUCCGUCGUCGCGCUGGCACGCGCACUACACCGUCUGCGACUCCUGCUACCAGCAGCGCAACAAAGGCUCCUGCUGUCCGCUCUGCCGCCGUGCUUAUCGCGCCGCUGCCUAUAGAGAUAUGAUACGCUGUAUAUUGUGUAAAAGAUACGUACACGGAAUGUGUGAUCCGGACGCGGAACCACAGCAAUAUAGACAGAAGAAAGAAUUGAAUCCAUCAUAUGAAUACAGCUGUCCAAUUUGUAAGGCACAGAUGCAUCUAACCGGCUCCAAGUCUGGAUCUUUCGACGAAGAUACAGUGGCGUCAACAUCUCAGGAUUCGUCGUUCGGCGAUGAGAACUCGCAGCAAGAGCAGGAUCCUCUUGCGAUUGAACCAAAACCGGACGUGGGUCUCGGCAAGGGUAAACCAUUCACGGUGUCAGCAAAAGUGGCGAAAAAGAAGAUUGGAGGAUAUAAAUUAAAGGGCGGGUUCCCUCCGGCGGGCAAACUGGGUUUCCAGAAACGUCAGCGAUCAGUUCUGGACUUCGGAAGGAAGAGGGGGUCUAAACCAAAGAUGAGGGGAGUUUUUGGCGUACCAGGUCUUGGGCUGCAGAGACCUCAGGCUCCUGAUAAUAAAGCGCCUGAAGAUGAUCCGGGUGUGGAGAAUAAAUUAGUGUUGUGUUCGAGUAAAGACAAGUUCGUACUAACGCAAGAUCUGUGCGUGAUGUGCGGCGCUAUCGGGACGGACUCGGAAGGGUGCCUUAUCGCCUGUGCUCAGUGCGGGCAGACCUAUCAUCCUUAUUGUGUUAAUAUUAAGGUAUCUCAAGUGAUCGUGACGCAAGGCUGGCGCUGCCUGGACUGCACGGUGUGCGAGGGCUGCGGCGCCCGCGGGGACGAGACGCUACUGCUGCUGUGCGACGACUGCGACACCACGUGGCACACGUACUGCGCCCGGCCGCCGCUCGCCGACGUGCCGCGCGGGCCCUGGCGCUGCGAGCGCUGUCGCCGCUGCCUCACGUGCGGCACGCGCCAGACGCUGGCCUGGUGCGACAACUACACAGAAUGUGCCCCCUGUGCAUCGCUGGUGAUGUGCUGCGUGUGCUCGGAGCCGUACUCCGACGGCGAGCUGAUCAUCCAGUGCGAGGGCUGCCGGCGCUGGCUGCACGCCUCCUGCGACUCCAUCCGCAGCGAGAGUGACGCUGAAGUGUGCUGUCGAGCUGGCUAUAAAUGUGUCUUAUGCCGUGGCCGCGAGCUUCCACCGCCACACCUCGCGCGAGCCAUCGAGAACGGCUCAGCCACCGCCAGUGCGAUCUGCAACCCUGUGGCCUCGCGCCCAGUGCCCCGGCCCACGCCCCAGUCCCUCGGCCUCGCGGGCGAGUACUACGUCGACGACGUCUGCCUCUCGCAGCGCGGGGCCCAUCAUAUGAAGCAGUUGGAGGCCGAGAUGGGCAUCACGCACACGAGGCGUAAGCGUCGCUUCAAGAAUGAUAACACUGAGAAAGACGCAGAAAUAAUGGCAUCUAUUGAAACAGUGGUUCAGAAUGCAGACGUCGAGAUGGGAGAUGACUCCAAGCCUGACAGCACGGCUGAAGUUAAAGACGAACCGGGAGUACCAAACACGAAUUUCAAAGAAGGCAUCCUAUGGAACGUGGCCAACGACGGGCCUCCUCCCGAGGGCUUCACCAUCUACACCACAGACUCAGGCCUUACCGUACUGCGCAGAAAGAGGCAGAGGAACUUGAACAAGCUCGGUAUUGGUGGCUUUGUGGUUCGGCAGAGACAGACCACUGCUAAGGCUCAAGCUGAUGAGGAGAAAGACGGAGAUGGGACUCAGGCUUCUGGAGAAUCGCCGAGUAAUAAGCGCAAACCGCGUCGUAAGCCUCGUUCGAAACUGAUGGAGCAGUUUCCAUCUUAUAUGCAAGAAGCGUUCUUUGGUAAAGAACUGCUGGAGCCGACCAAAGCAGCCGUUUCGUCAACUGCGAAUCCAGCAGAAAGUCCAGGCGGUUCCCUCCGCCCAGCUACUCCGGAAGGGUACCGAGAGCUGCGCGACUUCAAGUGGGACCUCGACAACUCUGAUAGUGACGGCGAAGAUGUACUCGCUGCGUUAACCAGCUUUAAUGACCAUGAUACGUCGGUUAUUAUAUCGCUUAAUUCGGAUGAAGCCGAAAUCCUCAAAUCCCUGAAACCGAAAGACGAGAAAGAAGAUUCAUCAGCCACCACCAACUCGGACGGCACAGUGAAGAUAAAGACAGAAGCUGAUGAUGGUCAGCUAAAGCAUACAGAAGACUCCACAGCUUUGAAGAAUGCGAUACUUGGCCCGCAACCUGCUGAGGCGGAACAACCGCCCACUGUGGCCACUGAGAGCAUACCUACCGUGCAUAGCACGAAGACUGAGACUAUAAGCAGUGAAACUGGUGGUUCAUCUCAAGCAUCGACAAUAUCUCCGAAAGACGACCUCUCCCUGUUAGGCGUGAGUCUAGACGCUAUGGUACGCGACGGACUGCCCGACAUGGACAGCAAUGAUGUCGACGAAAUAUUCAAAGGAGUACUCACUGAUGAUUCACAGGAAUCGCAAGAGUCAUCGGUAUCGUACGUAAACUCCAUGGCAAGCACGCCGUACUCGCAACAGAGGCAGCAGCUGCAGAGCCCCAUGGAAUAUACAUCGCCUUAUCCUGAAUUUGGAGGCAGCAGCAGUAACAGUGCAAUGAGUCCACUGUUCUCGGAGAGCGGCAGCGGCAGCACAGCCUGGCCCGACACUGCCCAAGCACAGCCUCCGUCUUACAACCAGCGCAGUGCCGAUAAAAUGCGAGCUGAUGAGAGUCUAGGUUCAGCGGCGACAAUAUCAGCAGUCUUAUACGCCAACACGAACCACCCAGAAUGGAAAACCGAGUUUCCAAACUGGGUGGAUCGCUGCAAACAAAUCCUGAAGAAAUGGCGAGCGUUACCGUCCGAUCAGAAAGCGCCGUACUUACAACGCGCUAGGGACAACCGCAGCGCUAUACGUAUGAAGAAAGCCCAACAGCAGAGCUCGAGUAGCGGCGCGGGCGAGGCAGAGAGCAGCGCAGCGCCGGGCGGUGCGGCCAGCCCCGCGGCCGCCCCCCCUGCGGCGGCGCCCAGCGCGCUGGCGGGCCCCGGGGUGCGCGCGCCCAACGUCACGGUGACGGCGGGCGGGCUCCUGGAGGCCGACGCGCACAUCCGCGUGCUCACCCCCUCCGAGAUCAUGCGCACGCUGCCGCGCCUCGCGCGACACACGGAGCUUCACGCACCGAGCGCAGUCUGGCGCGAUGGUGCCAUGCAGAAGGAAUUGGAUGAUGCGUUUCAUGUGGAUUUGGACUGCGAGCAAGAACGCGCGUGCAACCAACAGCGCAGUGCUCGGGAGGCUGAACAAGAGCGGCAGUGGAAACAUCUGCAGCAGCAACGACAGCAACAGACGCAGCAGCAACAGCAGAUUAUACAUGAUCAGAGGAUGCAAGAAGACGGCCCACUAACCGGCACGUACGUCCUCCCGAAAGCAGCCAUGCAGAGGUUACGCGCUCCGGACGGCAGCUCGCCGCCGGGUGCCGGGGCCCCCGGGCAACUCGGGGCCCCGGGACAGCUUGGGGCUCCUCAGCUUGGGGCCCCGCCGCAGUCACCCGCGCCGCCGGCUGAGGCACCACGCAGCGCCUUCCCGGCACAACGCUUCCCGCUACACUACGGGAACAAUGAUGAUAUUAACAGACAGCUUAGAGAUUUGCUGCAAAGAAAUCCGGAGAAAAUGUGGACUGGACAACAUGAAGGAUCAUCGCCGGCCGCAGGUGUGGGUGAAGGGCAGCCGUUCCGUCAGCCGCUGCCGGUGACGCUGCGAGCGCGGGCGCCGCUCAUGCACACCAACAGACCUGACCACCACUUGAUCAUGCAGCAGCGUUUAGUGUCGGCAGAGAACAGUCAACUGCAACAAGCAGUACCUAACCCCGCCCAACAAAUGGUGGAGCAAAAACAAAACGUCAUACAGAAUAAUGCUCCCAGCAAUGAAAACAAGCAGGAGUCCAAUCAAGAACAGGGGACGGAUGAGAUGGAUAUGGGAGACAUGGACAAACUUGAACAAGAUGGCGCCAAUAUUGGAGAGGUGGGCGACAUACUAACGGGUCUAGGCGGAGAGGACGACGAAGAAUUGUUCGAGACACUCACCGCAGAGAUAGGGGAACAGUUCAAUAUACUAGAGUACGCUGACCCGGAGUUAGCUGCGCUCAAUGAUACGGAACAUAUACUGGAUGGCUUGGAGUUGGCUGAUGAUGGCAUGCCGGAGAGACAUGCUAAGAGAGAGCCUGAGGAUGAACACGAACAAACACAAGACAACAAGAUGUACAACGACCUACAAAAGGCCGUCAAGAACAUAGAAUCGAAAGCCGAAGUGAAGUCGGAACUCGAAGACGUGAAGCCGGACGUCAAGCUGGAAGCCCCGGCGACGCCCGCGCCGCAGCCCAUGUACAACGAUCCCGUGCAAAGAGUUAUUACGCAGAAUCAACAGAUGGCGUUACAGAAUGCGAUGCAAGCCAUCAAAUCGGAGGUUAAACUCGAAAACGAAGACAAGCCCCGGCCUGUGUUCACGCAAAUGUUCACCAACGCGCCACAGCGGCUUCAACUGCAUCAUCCGCAACAGCGUCCUCAACAAUUCGGACAGCCUGGACAACAGGUGAUGGGUCAGCAAGUCGUGCAGAGACCGCAAGUGCAAUUCACUGCGGCACAACACAUGCAUUAUGCUCAGGGCGGUAACGCGGGUCCCACGGGUAUCCCCGCGAGCGCGGCCAGCAUCGUGUCCGCCAUGACAGCGCAGGUCAACGCGGCGCUGGCGGCGGGCCGCAACAUCGCGGCCGGCACGCGCCUGGUGGCGGCCGACGGCUCGGUGGGCGUGGUCCGCGCUGACCGCACUGUGGCGCUCGCACAUCUGCCUUAUGCUGCAACAGUGCAAGGCGGGCAGGUGGGACAAGUCCAGACAGGGGCGGUGCCGGCGGGCGGGGCUAGGCCUCCGCCCCCGCCGCCCUACCCCGGCACUCUGCGCCAGCCGCAGCCGCCGCCGCCGCCCUACCCACAGCCCUAUGAGGCGGCGGACUGGGGCGACUGGCUGCACCGCCGCCCGCUGCUGCUGCAGGAGCAACCGUUGCUUCUCGAGGAGCUCCUGGAGCAGGAGAAGCGGGAACAGGAGCGCGAGGGGGGCGAGUGGGCGGCGCCCGGCUCCGCCCCCGCGCCCGCGCCGCCCCCCGCCGCCGCGCCCGCCAUCCCGCUGUACCUGGGCGUGGCGCCCGCGGCCCCGCCCGCGCCGCCCGAGCGCCCCGCCACGGAGGCGGAGCACCACGCGCGGCUGCUGUACGAGCAGUGGCUGAAGCAGUACAACGCCUUCGCCGCCGACCAGCAGCGCCACUACGAGGUCGAGGUUCAGAAGCUUCGCAAGAUCCGCAAGUCGCUGAACAGCAAGCAACGGCAGUUACGCAAGUCUGGCAACGAGCUACUGCCUAACGACGCGGCUGAACUGCAGCGCGUAUCUACUGAACAGCAGGCUCUACAGAAGCAUCUCGAAGCUGCGCGCAAGCAAGCUCGUCAGCACAGCAUGCUGAUACAGGAAUAUGAAACCAAACAGCGCCAGCAAAACCCUCAACUGGCCCAACAAAGUGUCAUAAACCAGCAACAAAUAACGUCCAAUCAGACGGUAUUCGCUCAGAAUCAGAACAUGAACCAAGGCCAGCAGGUGCAACAACAGGCCACGAUCAACCGGCCGAUGCAACUUGGCCUACAAGGAGCCACAAUACAGCAACAACAGAUAAUACGUACUCAACAAACCGUGAUUGGUGCUGAUGGUCAGCCGAUAUCUCAGCAAAGGAUAGGCUUGGUGACGUCACCUUUGAAUACACAGGGAAGAUUAUUGCAAGGUGGUCGUACUCUCGUGAUUGAGCAGUCAGGGGCUCCCCAGCAGCAGCUUGUUAGACAGUUAUCAGGAGUCCAGGAAAGACCUCAAUCUGUAGGGGGCAUGGUCCAAUUUGGUCAGCAGCAAAUGGCGGGAGUGAGAGGGUCUAUGCAACAAGGGCCGCAGACGCCGAGAACUCCUGGCGCCAGACCAGCGAUGUCUCCUCUCCACGUGCAGUCGCCACAUUCUCAGUCUCCACUGCACUCUCUGGCGCCGCAAUCUCCGCUGCAUCACUUGACGUCACCGAUGCAGUCGCCGCUACAUUCUCAGCAGUCUCCCUUACACCACACGUCUCAAUCACCACUGCAUCCGUCGACACAAUCACCUCUACACACGCAACAAUCACCGUUGCACUCACAGCAGUCGCCGAUGCACGUGCAACAGACCAACAUGCCGCAACAGUCGCCGAUGCAUCCACAACAGUCACCUAUGCACCAGUCUCCGAUGCAUCCGCAGCAAUCGCCGAUGCAUCAGCAGUCGCCGAUGCAUCCUCAACAAUCUCCGAUGCAUCAACAGUCACCGAUGCAUGCGCAACAGACUCAGAUGUCGCAGCACUCGCCGAUGCCGCAGCAAUCGCCGAUGCACUCUCAGCAGUCGCCCAUGCAUAUGCAGCAGUCGCCGAUGCAUACACAACAGUCUCCGAUGCAAACUUCGAUGUCGCCGCAACACUUCUUGCAGCAACUGCAAGCUCAGAGGACUAGUCCUCAACUACCGACGCCCAGUCGAAGUCCUCAGAUAUAUCAACAAUCUCAAAUUCAAAGUCCAGUGGCUUCACAUUCGCCGCAAAUGCAAAAUGUUGAUUACGGAACGGGGAGAUUUUCUCGGCCCGCUCCCGGUUGUUCCCCUCUGCCAACUCGAUUUGCUAGACCGCCACAUCACCAACAAGGAAUAAGAGUUGGCGGUCCUUUCGGUGGUCGACAACAGACUUCGCCUCUCGGAAGCCCACAGCCUCUACCGUCGCCCGGCAAUCCGGCUAAUGAGAUGGCUCGUCAACAAAUGCUACAACGGCAACAAUACAGUCCAAUGGGUGGAGCUCCGGCCUCACCAUCAGUAGCUCGUUCACCCCACGUAGCUCGUACUCCAACACCAUCCGCCUCCCCGGCCGCAUCACCCGCACCCGGUGGCAUGCAUGAGCAUGGCGGAGGCAUGCAUGGCCCCCAUGCACCGGGCAUGCAUGACCACGGCGGGGGAUUACAUGGACCACACGCCCCCGCACCAAUACCACCCGGAUACAGGUAUUUCAAACCUGGUCUAUUCGGAGGGGCACCCGGAUGGCCACCCAGAGAAGAAGAUAGGCGUAGACCCGCGCAUUUGACUAAAGUAUCGAUCCUCAAGCGUCGUACACCACCACGGCCACGUAUGUUAGGUACAGCGGCUACUCAUCAUACUGAUAGAGAGGAAACCGACCCUACUGCAUCCCCUAGUUCCGCUGACGCUCGAAGCUACGUAGUCUACACACCCGAUGCCUUAGAAUACGGACCACGAACUUCCCGCAGCGAUGAACCACGAUCAUCACUCACUCGGUCCGAUGAUGAUGACGAUGUGGAAGAACUAGUAGAACAUUUAGAUGAUGACGACAUAGUACUUGUCGAACCUGAUGCGAUAUCGCCAGAGGAACGCAUCGCUACCGAGGAAGACUUUGAAGAGCUGAUAGAUAGCGGUAAGCCUGAUGAUGAAACGGAAGACGAGACCGCUGAAAGAGCUCCGACUCGUACUGAAACUACUACGAAAACCGUGGCUGUUAUUAGUUUAUCUACAGGAAAGCAGCCAGCUAGCGUACAGCAAUAUAAGAUCCUUAAGCCGGGCACUGGUUCCCGCGCUCGCUUGCCACUACUAAGUGCGACAAUGCUUUCACCACAUACAAACACUAAGAUACUUGACGAGGUCUCACAGGCGACUGUCGCCUCCGUCUCGAUAGCCAAUCAAACCAUUUCUGUUCCCGUACUGAAGAACCUGUCAGUACCCAUAGCUAGCGUGGCCAGUCAUGUAAGCGGAGUCGGAAAAACGCAGAUGAAAAAAGUUCCAUUGAAUUUAACUAAUCCACCUCUGACGAUCAACAUGUCGACGCCACCGCUCUCCAAGCCAAUAAGCUCAGUUAUAAGUGUAAUUUCGUCAAAUGUACCGAAAGUAGCUAAUGUAAACCCACCACGGGUACCAGUCUCGAUAUUGACACAACACCAAGUGAAACAAAAGAUAGUUAAAACUAUCGAGAAACCGAUGAUGCUUGCCUUAUCCAACUCCAAGCUAUCGAGCUUGUCUGUAACUCACGAUGCAACAUUACCGGCUAAGAUAUUCCAAGAUGACGCGGCGUCACCUGACAGUACUGUGUCAUCUGAAAAUAAUCCGGAGAAAGAUAUCAAUACUAACCCCAUGACAUCGACGUCACAACAGUUGACAUCACUGACAGCUCAGGGCACAUCGCAAAUGGAUCAGAGACCUGGAAUAUUUAAGGAGCCAAACAAAGAUAUUGACAUUGAAAGUGAAAUCAGUCAGCAGACGGAACUGCCGCACACGUUGUGUCUAAGCGAUAGAACGCCGUUAUUACUAGGAAAGGCUGACAUAAAGAGUCCUGAUCCUAUUCCGGAGAAAAUUCCUGACAAUAUUAUGGAGGGCGAUGAUGAAGAUAAACCAGAGGACAACAUACAGACCAACUUGCUGCUGACUUAUAAUAAGAGCAUUUCUGAGCCGCCGCCACCACCUCCGAUGGCUGAGAGUAAACCAGAAGAGAAUGUGGUGAAAACAAUAAAGGCGAUCGCUAACCAAACUAAAGAAAUGGUUAUAGACUCAAACAUGCAGAUAACCUCAGACAUGGCUCAAGAUUCCGUGCAAAUAUCCAUUCCAUCACCGACGCCGUCUCAAGAGCGGUACUUAAAUGACAUUACGAUGCAGGAACACCACGAGACAGCAGAGAAUACCAAGCAUGUCGAGACUUUUGAAGACAUGCUUCAUAUUCUUGAAAACAUUGGCGACGAAACCAAAACUUAUGGCAUGAAACAACAGAAUCCUAAACCUGGCAAUCAAAGUGCCCAAAAUCCUAAUAUCAGUACUCCAAAACCAGAACAAAAGGAAAGCCAGGAUAAUUCAGGUUUUACGAAGCGAGAGCCAGAGAGACUGGCGCUGCAGUCGGCGACUGUACCUCAACUGUCGCCGCUCUCGCAACCCGCCGAGCUCACGUCCAACAUGGUGAAUGUAUCACAACAGAUUAGAACCAUCAUGUCAUCACUUAACCCCAAUACUUCUAAAGUGGACACACAACCCGUCAUGAGGAAAAACAGUGACGCCACAACACCAACACAAGUUAAUUUUGAAAAUUUGCUACCAUCUUCCAAGGUUGAGGUGGCAGCGUCUAGGCCUUCGCCUAUACAAAGAAUUGAUAGUAAACCCAUCACAUCUAUCCCGAGCUCCGAGAGUUUGCCCAUGAGCGCCGCGCAGGCUAUCGGCUCUCGAGUUAACACUCUCUCAUCGAUCGGACAAAUGCGCAAGUCGCCCAAUGUCUCACCCAUUAACUCCCCAGUAAGCUUACAAAACUCACUAAUGAAAUCUCCCGCACAGAUGAUCUCGAAUCAGUCAUUCUCACCCAUGGAUGACACUGGAUCUACCUCGGUCGCUUCUCAAAUAAUUCAGAUGCCAGCUCUCUCGAAAAUACAUAGUUCCACUGCAGCUGCUACAAUGAUACACUCGAAUAACACGAUCACUACUAGUAUGAGUGGGUUCCAGAAGAAUCAGUCGUCACUGCCUACAAGCAUACUAGGUCACACGUUACUACAACCUACAAGACAAAUAAAUACUAGUAAUCUACCGUUCAGUCAGCAAAGUAUAAGUUCUAGUCAGCCGCCAGCCCUAGUCAUGACAUCUAGACCAAUGAUGGGUAACAAGGAGCCAGCUCCGAACGUUACUGUGCGUACUCAUAGCAUUGUUAGUUCAGGGAUCAAUCAGAUACCCGCCAAGCCUGCCCCGCCCGGCUCCAUCAAUUUCAUUACGUCAUCGAAACUGCUUCACACGCAACUGACCUCACCUCUAAAGAGAUCUAAGUCUACAGAUGAGCCAAAGAGUGAAGUUAUUGUGGGACAUAUUCAACCCACGAAAAGGCAUAGCGUUGAAGCUGUCGUAGUCAAGUCAGAGCCCAUGGAGACAGAUGAGCCAGCCACUUCUACAACCACUACGACAGAUGCAUCAAAUAAACACAAUGUGCAACAGACUACAGCCAACCAGAAGAAUGAUGAGUCUCAGAACGUGUUGCUGAAGCAACUGCUUCAAACCACCACUGCCGCGGCUACAGUUGUCCCUCAACGUACACUGACCAUACAGAGAACUGCGCCAGCAUUGGGCACCAUACCGUCUCUAGAAGCUCAGCUGGCAAGACCUUCAAUACCGCCACCAACAUUAGCUUUGACACCAGAAGUAGAAAUACCAAAGAACUCCCCACGACAUAAUAUAAUGACUAGUAGCGUAGUGAACUCGCCGUUCACCACCCGGCCCAUUCAAACUAUUCCCACUUCCUCAAUAUCCCCACUGACUCAAACGUCGACGCAAUCCUUGAUGGAUGUUCGCAAGCCGCCUAUUAAAAUGAUGAGCAAAGAGGAGACCACACCCAUACCAGAAAGCUCACCCACUAUGAAAACUAUGCAAAUGUACCCAAUGAGCAUUGAGAAUCAGCAGCUACAACAGGCUAUAAAGAAAGAAAUCGCUCCUCCUCAACAAAGUCCUGUUCACAGGCCGUUUACUCCAAUGGAUGUAAAGAAAGAGUUGCUAGACGAGAGCUCUCAGCAAUCCGCCACUUCUGGAGUAUCAACCGCGUCUGAUCAGGGUAAACUUGACCAGCCUAUGAAAGAAGAAUUCACUGAAAAUGUCAAUAUGGAUGCGUCUUCAGAAGCCAAUGCUCCCGAGACUCCAUCGGAAGCUAAGAAGCGUAAACGACGUGAAUAUCAACAGAAGAAACGAAAACAAAUACAAAUGAACAUGAAAGCUGCCGCUGAAAACAACUUGAAUGCGGCUAAUGCUAAGAAGAGACCACGCAAGGGCUCCCGAUAUGAGGAGGACUACGAUACAUUUAUUGAUAACCUCAUGACUCAGUUACGUUUACUGCCAGCGAUGCAAAUUCAAGAACCCGCUCUUACUACAAACUUUGCGGUUUGUCCACUAUUCGGCUCUGGAGAUUUGACAAAAUUAAAAAAUAAAGACUACGAUUUACUAAAAGGCGACUUAGUUGGUGAAUUCGGUAAUGCAAAAAUACCUAAUGUUGGAGAUUAUUACAAUACGAAGCCAUUUGGGGAAGAGGAACCUCUGCCUGAGAAACCUCCAGCGUCCACUCAGAGAGGCUUCUACGACCAAGAGUUCCAGCCGAUUCUAUUUGAUGAUGACCCAGAGGAUAAGAAAUUGGACUUCAUCUGUAAAGAGAGAGAUACGGACACGCCUGAUAGCAUUGUUAGCUGCUCGAGUCCCGAAUGUCUCGAAACUGAACCUCCCAACCGGUUCCCUGGCCUCAAACUCAUUGAUGAUGAAGAAGAGGAUGAAGAUAGUGACUCUGCUUCCGGACGCAUUUCACCUAUAAUACCUAUUAUUGCGCCAGUACCCAUCAGAGUAAAACCUGUGUCUUUGUACCAGUCGAAGGAUGAUGACGAGAAUUCCAAGGCGCUUAAGACUCUCGACACUGACGCCGCCAAGGUUAAGGGCGGAGACUCGCCUGGUAGUACCGAAACAAAUGAAAAUGUCACCGUCACGCUCACCCUCACGUCUGGAGCUGCUGAAGAUAUUCUUGGCGUACUCAAAGAGCUCGCCGGAAUCUUACACAUUCCACCACCUACGUCUUAUCAAAUCAUAGAAAGGACAGCAACUCCACCAUCGCAUAAACUUGGCCUCUACAGGUCCAAGGGUAAGGAUGGCAAAGAGGGAACUCCAAUUGAUAUCCAAAGCAUUCUGAACGGAGCGGCCAAAUUCUGUCGUCAUUGUGACGUGGUUAUCCUUGAUUCAGUAGUAAGAGCUAAAGCAUCUGAGUUCCCGUUACUCUCCGCCAACAAAGGUAACGCCGAAGAAAUUCUUUGUGAUAGUGAUUCAGAACUAUACUUCUGUAGCACACAAUGUUACGAAAGCUUUGCGUGGCGUCCUACUAACAUCAUCCUUGAUGGAAAGACUAAGACAGCCGUCAAGGAGGAUACGAAGUCUGAAGUCGACACCAACUUAUCUAAAGACCGAGAUGAUUUCGAUACAGCAUCCACUGAAAGCAUGGAGACUGAUGAUUUAGACAUAAAGCCAGACAUCAAAGACGAGAAAAUGGAUUUGUCGUUCAUGGAUUCUUUAGAUAACGACGAACUGAUGAAGGAGGUCGGUGAUGACGUCAGCGCGCUCGACGAAGACCUGAAGAGUGAGCAAGAUGACAAGAGUAACCAAAGCACGGAGAGGGAGAAAUAUAGAGGUGUUCGCUAUAAGGCGUGGUCGCCAGGUUGUAUUGGCCCGCCUGUGAAGUACAAGCGACCGACUGACAGAGAGCUCACUGAGUUGGUGUUCCGAACUGGUGUCGCUAUCAUGCCGGUAACAAAUGAAGACGCUCGGCGCUGUGAAUUAUGUGGUAUCCAAGGCGACGGUGUCGCGGACGGCGUGUCACGUCUACUGAACUGUGAUGUAAACCGCUGGGUGCACUUAAACUGCGCUCUGUGGUCGGAAGGCGUCUACGAGACCGUGAGCGGCGCUCUCAUGAACGUAGAAACGGCACUAGCAGCUGGAUCCAAUGCUACGUGUGCCGUUUGCCGUCGACUUGGUGCAACUGUGCGAUGCUUCAAAGUUCGUUGCGGCAGUGUCUACCAUCUCGGCUGCGCGGUUAAAGACAACUGCGUCUUUUAUAAGAACAAGACUGCUUUCUGCGCAUCGCAUGCACCCAAGAAUGAAAAAGACAACGAGCUAACGACCCUCAGCGUACAGCGUCGUGUGUACAUCUCUCGCGACGAACAACGUCAAGUGGCUUCCGUUAUGCUGCAUUCUGACACCAACCAUCUCAUCAGAGUAGGAGGACUGAUAUUCCUGAGUCCUGGACAUCUGUUGCCACAUCAGCUCGCGGCAUUCCAUACGCCGAAUUACAUCUACCCUAUUGGAUACAAAAUUGUCCGCUUCUACUGGUCGAUGUCCCGCGCGAACUGCCGCUGCCGCUACCUGUGCUGGAUCUCGGAGGAGGCGGGGCGGCCGCGCUUCCACGUGCGCGCGCAGGACGAGCCGCGCAACGAGUGCGCCGCCGCCACGCCACGGGCCGCGUGGGCUAAUGUAUUAGAUGCCGUAGCGGCAUUACGCGAAGGAAGACCCGAAGAAGGAGUACUGAAACUGUGGCCCAACUAUGUGACUGGAGAAGAUCUGUUCGGUUUGACUGAACCUGCCGUCGUCAGGGUACUUGAAAGCUUACCUGGCAUAGAGACGCUGACGGACUACCGCUUCAAGUUCGGUCGGUCAGCGCUACUGGAGGGCGGGCUAGCCGUGAACCCGUCGGGCUGCGCGCGCUCGGAGGCGCGGGCGCGCGCCGCGUGGCGCCGCCCCACGCGCAGCCUGCUGCCCGCCGCGCCCGCGCCGCCGCCCAUGCCCGACCACCCCGCCUGCCCCUACUCCAAGCAGUUCGUGCACACCAAGAGCUCGCAGUACAAGAAGAUGAAGAGCGAGUGGCGGAACAACGUCUAUCUCGCCAGGUCUAAAAUCCAGGGGUUGGGUUUGUACGCCGCCCGGGACUUGGAGAAACAUACCAUGGUCAUCGAGUACAUCGGAGAGAUUAUUCGCUCCGAGUUAUCGGAAAUACGGGAGAAACAGUAUGAAGCUAAGAACCGCGGCAUCUACAUGUUCCGCCUCGACGAGCGGCGCGUGGUGGACGCGACGCUGUCGGGCGGGCUCGCUCGCUACAUCAACCACUCGUGCCAGCCCAACUGCGUCGCCGAGACCGUCGAGGUCGACCGACAUCUGCGCAUCAUCAUCUUCGCCAAGCGACGCAUCGCGCGCGGGGAAGAGUUGGCAUAUGACUACAAAUUCGACAUAGAAGACGACGCUCAUAAAAUAAUGUGCAUGUGCGGCGCGCCCAACUGCCGCAAGUGGAUGAACUGAACACCGAACCCGAACUACUGUCGUCACAUACCUGCACCGGAGACUGAACCCAUACACGCCCAGUGUGCACUCGCACCGUUGGAUAUUCAUGUCUAGAUGUAAAUACUGUAGCACAUUUACCUCUACACAUUGAUAUACAACCAUACUCGGUUUUAAUUUAGCGUAGGAAAGGCUAUGAUACCUAGUUUUAUGUACCAAAGUGAUUGUACUACAUGUAAGUAAAUAAAUCAUUAUUAUUAGACUUAUUUAAACGAUUCACUCUGUUUAAGCUGAUGUGUGAUCUAUGAAUAAGACAAUAUCAACAGACUUACCGGUAAUCUUCAAUUUUAUAACUAUUAUAUUUAACUGUCGCGGUAAUCAAUCGGAUCGGAAACCUUUUUUUGUAAAUAAUAUUAAAUCAAUAUAAAAAGUUGUUAUUGAAUUUUAAAUGUUUUAGAUGUGGACGUUUUACGAGAGUAGAGUAGAAUAAGUGUAUAAUUUUAUUAUGUUAUGUGUAUUUUAUGGAUGUUUUGUGUCGCUGUUUUAAAUGAUUUUGUUAAUUAACAUUUAUUUGAGAAGUAUCGCACCUAGAUCGUCACAGGCAAUCAAUACUUGCGUAUACGCACCGUAUACUUGUAAAUCUCAGCAGUGACUAAUUGUUAGGUUAAGUUACCAAAUAGACGAGUCUGCAUUUAGUAUGCAUAGAGCACAAUUUAUUUAGCGAUAUUAAUAUCCUCUUUAUUAGAAAUUAUCGAGGGCCCAGUGUUAGGUAGAUGAACGCGUUUCAUGAACAGGGUAGUAAUAUAAUUUCUAAUGGAGCGGCACGCGACGCCACGAUGUGCCUGACCCGUUGUUGUUGAACUCCGCAGCUUAGAUCUGCGGAACACAUCGCGCCUUCCGACGGUGGACGAACUUUAAUGUAUACUGUUGCCUGUUUGUAUGUAUGAGUGUCCGCGUGCGUACUUUUAUUCACAUGGUUUAUCGCAUACUGCUCAGCAGGACAAGUGUUAGGAGAAGGGUUCAUAUAUAUUUUCGAGAGAAGACAUGACAUUUAGUGAUGAAAUUAUUUUACGAAUAUUUACUCAAAGUAAUGGUUUAUACAUAGUGCCACCGUCUCAAAUAAAUGGUGUGAAUAAAACAACGUGCACAUAUAGUAGUUAGUGUAAUUAUUUAUGUAAUAAAUUUAAUGAAUAGUCCCAAAUGUGAUAUUACCUCACAUAAUUUCGCGUGAACUUCACUAUGUAGUGGCCAUUAUAACCUACUAGGUUAGCUUGUUGCGUUACCGCUACGCUCGUGCGCGUACGACGUCUGUAGAGUAUCAGGAAUGUACCGAGGCGCUUGUAAGAUCUGGUUAUAGAGAAAUAUUAUAUAAUGUAUGUAUGUAGCACAAGGAAUUAUGUAACGCAGGUCGCCGUCUACCAAUGUUAUAAAUUCAUGCAAUGUAAUUUUAAGUGUUAAAUGUGCAAUAUCAUAUCUUGAGUACAGAUUGUAAAUAUGACUAGCGCAGUGAUGAACAUUUGAAUAUGUAAUCAUGGAAUAGAUAUGUUUUAUGCAUUGUUUGUAAUCAGUUAUACACCACUCAUCAAAUGUUUCCAUCGAUUUUAUUUAAAGCAUUCCCAUACAUUAUGCACUAAAGUUUGACUCAAAUUAUUAUUUUCAUGAGAGAACAUUUUGAAAGUUGUAAAAUUAUGUACUUUAGUAAUAUUCUAUACAUUAGUAUUUUUAUUGCAUUAUUUACCUAUAAUUAAAAUUUUAAUUAGUAUAAAA
Molecule: messenger RNA, 17356 nt
Organism: Helicoverpa armigera (cotton bollworm)
Lineage: Eukaryota; Metazoa; Arthropoda; Insecta; Lepidoptera; Noctuidae
Product: histone-lysine N-methyltransferase 2C
Exons: 53
Coding region: 167-15610 (5147 amino acids)
Biological process (GO): positive regulation of transcription by RNA polymerase II
Cellular component (GO): nucleus; MLL3/4 complex
Molecular function (GO): transcription coactivator activity; histone binding; histone H3K4 methyltransferase activity
Source: RefSeq, a predicted model, not a curated record